Messenger RNA from Xylaria bambusicola, 2478 nucleotides. RefSeq names its product serine dehydratase alpha chain-domain-containing protein. The coding region runs from base 101 to 2224 and encodes 707 amino acids. Gene Ontology annotation, biological process: gluconeogenesis. Lineage: Eukaryota; Fungi; Ascomycota; Sordariomycetes; Xylariales; Xylariaceae. The transcript has a single exon. The record is from RefSeq and is a predicted model, not a curated record. Gene Ontology annotation, molecular function: L-serine ammonia-lyase activity; 4 iron, 4 sulfur cluster binding.
UGGGAGUUUCAUCUGGCGGUGGUCCUUGUUCUCCCUGACUCACAGGUCGUCUAGUACACCGAUUCUCUGGCCGUCCGCCGUCCGCCGCACACCGUACACGAUGAGGCAAGCAGUCGCGCAACAGCUGGGCCUGUUGCAACGCGCCCUGCGGUGCCAAUGUCGCCCGUAUUCAACAGUAGGACGGAGAUUGCGACUCGGUGGCACAGCAAAGACACUAUCUUCACCAGCUUCCACCUAUGUAACACGAUUGAAGCACGCUCGACAUUUUAGCAUUCAAACCGAGAAUGAAGACAGUCCUCAAUCAGGCACAUAUAGCGAAGCUGACCACGAACAUGCUGUCAUCUCAACUUUCGAUCUCUUCUCCAUCGGCAUUGGCCCCUCGUCUUCACACACCGUUGGACCCAUGCGAGCUGGCAACAUCUUUGUUGCUGAUCUUGUCGAAGCCGGACUUCUCCACCAGGUUCAUAAGAUCCACAUAGCUAUCUACGGUAGCCUUGCGCUCACCGGAGAAGGCCACAUGACGCCAUCUGCCCUCAUUCUGGGUCUCGAGAGUGCCGAUGUUGAGACUGUUGACACUGCAUAUGUCCCUCGGCGCUUUACCGAGAUCAAGAAAAAGAGGAAGCUUUAUCUUGGCCAUGGUCUUGCCGAAGGAAAAGGAAAAGAAAUCGACUUUGACUACGACCGUGACUUCAAGUGGGAAUGGGGCCGGAAGCUCCCGUUGCAUAGCAAUGGCAUGCGCUUCACCGUCUUCGAUAAGGACGGUACGAUGCUGGCAACGAAUGACUUGUUUAGUGUCGGUGGCGGUUUUGUUGUGAACGGAGCCCUUUCCAAGGCCUCGUCUUCACCUUCUGUGACUAGUCAGGCUGCGGAAAUGGGCCAGCCAGAGUCUAAUGAACUGCAAGUUGAAUCAAGCGGUGGGAGCCCGGCAGAUUUGGCCGAGAACAUGUUCUACAAGGAAAUCAGGCGCGCAGAUGCGGCGGGAGACCGACGGACAGGGCCCGAGAUCAGGCCCAUUGAGACUACUGACGAUUCUACCGCGCUGGUUGAUACACGAUCUGCUGGCCCUUCCAUUGGUUCAGUUCCAAUAGAUCCCAUACCCAGCACCACAGAAACUGGCCCUCAGACGCCCCGUUACCCGUUCCGCGACGGAGCGAGCUUGCUAGCACUGUGUAAUAAACACAAUCUCACAAUCGCCCAGCUGGUGUACGAGAAUGAGAAAAGCCAUGGUUACACUGACAAAGAGAUUCACGAAAAGCUACUCCGCAUUUGGGAGGUAAUGGAUCAGAGUAUACUCGAGGGUGUACAAGCACCCCUCGAUACUAAGCUGCCAGGAUCUCUGAGGCUACAUAGACGUGCACCAGGUCUAUACAAGCGACUAACUAGGGGGCUAUACCCAUCUGGCCAGAGUCUCGCGGCGCCAAAUUCUCAGGGGCAGCUGUCAUCUGGAAAGCUAGAAGCGACACAGUCAGUGUCAGCCUCGAGCAGCGAAGCAGUGGAAAUAACCAAGGCUCUCAGCCGAAGGGGUCUAAACGGCAAGGGACGACCACGUGUUCAUGGAUUAAUAGCUCACCCAAUCAUGCCCUCACCGCCCCGACGAACCUCCCUUCCAGCCAUGGACUAUUUGACUGUGUACGCAAUCGCGGUAAACGAGACCAACGCGGCAGGCGGGCGAAUCGUGACGGCGCCUACUAACGGUGCGGCGGGUAUCAUCCCAGCCGUGCUCAAGUAUACCAUUGAGUUUAUCAGCGAUGACCCGAUAGGUGAUGUCUUAACCUUCCUUCUCACGGCUUCAGCCAUAGGCAUGCUCUACAAGCGAGGAGCCACCAUCUCCGCUGCAGAAGGCGGAUGCAUGGCUGAAGUAGGGGUUGCCUGUUCAAUGGCAGCCGGCGCAUUUGCGGCAUGUAUGGGUGCCAGCCCGGAGACCAUUGAGCAGGCCGCGGAGAUAGGUAUCGAGCACAACCUGGGCCUCACGUGCGAUCCUAUUGGCGGCCUCGUUCAGGCGCCCUGCAUCGAGCGCAACGCCCUUGGCGCCGUCAAGGCCAUUUCAAGCGCGAACUUGGCGCUGAGUUCUGAAGCCGGGACUCAGAAGGUCAGCCUCGACGACGCGAUCCGGGCCAUGAGGCUAACGGCCGAGGGCAUGCGGAAUGAGUUCAAGGAAACAAGUCUCAGUGGAUUGGCUACAAGUGUGCCGUUGAACAUUCCUGUGAGCGUGCCUGACUGUUAAGGACUCUACCUACUGCCUUUUCUUGCUCUUCUGUUCAUAUCAGACAGAGCCUUCUGCCUUUAAGCGUUUGGGUUUGGGUUUUUCUUUUCGGUAUUUGCUACAUAAUACUUUGAUAGAGUAUGGCGUUGCUGGUCAUUUCAGAGGAAUCCAGCCAUGGAGGGGGGUCACGAUAUUAAAUCUCACGGGACGUCUUCUUCGUCACAAAAGGGUGAAGUGAAGGCUCCCGCUUCCGCCUUACACUAGGUAGAACCCCA